Molecule: messenger RNA, 825 nt
Organism: Theileria orientalis strain Shintoku
Lineage: Eukaryota; Apicomplexa; Aconoidasida; Piroplasmida; Theileriidae
Exons: 1
Coding region: 1-825 (274 amino acids)
Source: RefSeq, a predicted model, not a curated record
AUGAAGGUAGUUUUGGGACUAGUACUGGUGUCAACAGCAAUAUCAGGAUUGACAGGGACAGCUGAAGGGGAUUCCGAACAAAAAAACAUAGUUGAGACGAAGAUAACAGAAAGCUUCAAGGACAUGUACGCACACCUGGGAUACGUGUCACACUACAUAGGGAAAAGAGCCUCGGAAAUAGCAGAAAAUCAUAAAAUCAACGAAAAGGUAUUAAAAAGAAUACAGGAGCUGAGUAGCAGGAAUUGCGCAAUACUGGGACUGAAGGAUAGAGAACAAAUACCGUACCUGAAGAGCACUCGGGAGCUGAACGAAAAAUACAAGGAAGGAAAGGAAGAAACGUACAGGGACCUGAAGAAGGUGGAGUCGGACAUAGGAAAGGCACUGAGAAACAUAUCAGAAAUGGUAAAAAUAUGGAAAAGACACUUCGAAGGGAGAACCGAGUCUUCAGACUGGAAAAGGGAACUGGCGAGAAACGAGUACGUGUACCCACUGCUGUUCAACGACUACCUGCUCAUAUUCUACGAAAUAGCAGGAAAGAUAGUGGAAGCGUACAAAGUGGAGCCGAGAGAAGCAGACGGAGAAGAAAUGUACGCCAAAGGAAUAUUCCUGGAGGGCCUCAAAGCGGAAAGCAGGAGGAAAGGCUUCGUGUCGGCGAAGGAAGACAUGGAGUUCGCGGACCUGACGAAAUCAACGUUCGUGCCUAACACAUUGCUGCUGGAACGAGUAUUCUACGACAUGGAAAGACAAAUACCGGAGUGCUCAGACCAAAUGGAAACAGUGAUGUCAGUAUUCCACAAAUACAAAAGAAAUAUGGAACUGAUGUAA